AAUGACUUGUUUUUGUGCGCACUCGUUAGAAUUUUUCAUUUGAAAAGAAAUAUUAUUGAAUAAAUUAAAUGAUUGUUUUUAGAUUUAAUACGAUCUAAAAUAAAAACAACAUUAGAAAACAAUACGAAAAAACGCAAUAAAAAGUUAAAAGCGACGGAGUUUUGAAGUGGUUUAGAAUACAAAAAUUUAAUUUAAAUAUAUUUUGUAACCGAAAACCUGUGGAUAUUUUGGUUACAAAACGAAUACAAAUUCACCCGUUUAAUAUAAAAAAUAAAAUAUGUGCCAAUUUAAUUAAAACAUGUAUUAUUAUUAGCAAUAAUCAAACAUAAAUCAAUCAAUAGUGAAAACAAAAUAAUCAAAAUUUUUGAACGACAAAAAAAGGUGAUAAGAAUUGAUAAAAAUUAUAGAAAAAAAAUAAAUAAGCAAUAUAAAAUUUUGAAAUUACUUAAAACAAAAAGUGUUUUUGUGUAUACUGUGAUCCAGAAAAAAAAGGCAAAUUAAUAACCUGUAACCGGUUAUUAAACGAAAUACCCGGUAUUGUAACGCAAAAAUGAUGGACAUUAGCAGCAUGUACGGCAAUCAUCAUCCUCAUCAUUCUAAUACUUAUCACACUGGAGCUGCUGGUGUGCCAGACAUGACCACUGUUGCUGCUGCCAAUGCGUACCCCAAUGCAUAUUUUCCAAACUCAUCGGUCAUGACACAUGGGGCUUUACAUCAUCAGCAAAAUCAUCAUCUAAAUAGUGGCUACACCGCUUAUGAUGGAUCGUCGCCAAACUACUAUCAACAACAGCAACAACAACACCAGCAACAACAACAGCCCCAACAACUAACACCACCUCCCAGUCAACCAUCGGUCCAGGGACAGCCAUUAUAUUCCCAUUCUCAUUCACAUUUGUUUAGUCCUACCGCAGCUGAAUAUGGUAUUACCACUUCCAAUACCUUGGCCGCUGCUACACCUUCACAUCCCUCCAAUACCAGUCACUCGCCCAGCGAAGCGGUUUACUAUGAAAAUGACUCAGUACAUGCUUAUUACGCUACUGCUGCUGUGGCCACAGUUCCACCAGCCACUAAUAGUUCUCCCGUUACUGCUGCCAAUGCUGCUCAAAAUGUUCCUAUGGAUCCAGCCAUUAUUAGUUCGGAAAAUGGUUUAAGCUACACCAACUUGGAUUGUUUGUACAAUCAAAACUCUCCCCAUCAUCAGCAUUCCAAUCCAAGCACCUACCUGCCAGCUGAAGAGAAAUACGCUUCAGUUUUACAUUCACAAUACAAUAUGGAUGACACACUAAUGCAUUUGACUGCCAGUGCGAAUAAUACACAAAAUCAACAGCACUCUCCGCAAUUAUGGUCUCAUCAACAUCAUAUGAAUGCUACCUAUGCCAACGCAUUGGACUCCAGCAGUCUACCUAUGGAUUCAUAUAAUAUGAAUCCCCACUUACACCCUCACAGUAUGCCCCAACAUUUAACAGCCCACAGUCAGGGCAACCCACCUUUGGUUGGCCAACAGCAAUCAUUGCCACAACACCAAUCACCACCCAACAUGACUUGUGUCAAUCAAAAUUCACGAUCACAAAAUGUAGUAUCACCUGGUGGCACCACCACCACUUCCACGGCAUCUACAUCAUCUGUGACCAGUACGUCGGGUUCGAAUGGGGGAAAUUCCAAUAACAAUAAUACAACGCAAGCCAAAUCUCCAAGUCAUGGCAAUAAUUUGCCCACCUACAAGUGGAUGCAAUUGAAGAGAAAUGUACCGAAACCACAAGCACCAAAACUACCUGCCACUUUGCAUGAUUAUCAUCAUCUGAAUGGUCAAGCCACAUUGGAUGCAAUGUGUCGCAAUGCUUCAACAGCUGGCGGCGUAUUGGCGGCCCAUCAAAUGGGUGGACAAGGUACCCCAACAGUUUUACUUUCGGGCAGUCAUAGUCCCAGCAGUAUGGUACAAAUGUCUUGCGGUUUAGCGGCCACCAAUAAUUCGGGACGUACAAAUUUCACCAACAAACAAUUAACCGAAUUGGAAAAAGAAUUUCAUUUCAAUCGUUAUUUGACACGAGCGAGACGUAUAGAAAUUGCUAAUACUUUGCAACUGAAUGAAACACAGGUUAAAAUUUGGUUUCAAAAUCGUCGCAUGAAACAAAAGAAACGUGUUAAAGAGGGUCUUAUACCAGCCGAUAUAUUAACUCAGCACACUGUUACCACCACAACAACCUCACCUCCUGCUAUUAACUCCACCACUUCACCAGUGACAUCAGCUGCCAACCACCAAAAUAAUGCCAAAAAUCUGGCCACUUCUAAAUGUACAAACACCAGCAGCAAUAACAAUAAUGUUAAUAACAGCAGCUGUAAGUCAACAGCAACCCCUACAUUAACUGAAUGUCAGUUGGCAAUGCAGCAUAACAGUGAUAACAGUCGAGAGUCAAUGUAAAAAGUACACAACACAAUAAAUUAUAUCACGGGGCUGCAAAGAUUCUUCGGCAAGGAGGAGGAGGAGUCCUAUGGAGGACUAAUACUUUUUAUAUUCAGCACCAAAAUAAUGAGGCUUAUUGAAAUUUUUCACUCGACAUGUCACACGCCGAUUCUGGAUUCUUAUAUCAGAAAUGUUUCUAUUUAAAAUUAUUGAAAACGUCCGUCUGAUUCCGAUUUGUAUACCUCAAAUAUUCGUAGAUUCAGUAAAUCUUCGAAAUAAAUUGAUGUGAGGACAGCUCUAUACCUUUCUCGAACUUCCUACGUUCGAAAAUAUAUUGUCGCUUCUAACACAUAUUCCUAGGCAGAAUGCAACUAUUUCGGUAAAGACGGUAAACAUUAUAAUGUCUUAUAUUUUGGUGUAAAUUGUAUAAGAUUCGAUACAGUCGAUAAAAAAUGCUUGUAAUUAACUCUUAAAAUUUCGAGAAAUGUUACAAUCCGAAAUUUUUUGUAGUCCUGUAUAAUGAAAAAAUUAAAUAUUUAGUUAUCUCUCUCUCUCUCUCUAAAUUGCCAAAUGACAAAUGAAAUUUAAUUUUAACAAAAUACAAUAAUUUGCUCAUUUGGCUGUGAUAAAAAAAAAAAAUUAACAAACUACAUUUUAAUAAAAAAAAGAUCUUAAAUCAAAAAACAAACCUAAUAUCAAAUCAAUCAAUAUGUACAUAAAUUACUUGAUAAUUAAGAAAUAAUAAUUUAUAGAUAUAAAAAAUAGCUGAAAUUAAAAUAAAAAACUUAAAAACAGAGAUAAAAGUGUAUCAAAACAAACUCAGGGUUCUUUUUACAUAAACAAAAGAAAAAACAAAAAUAUUAAAAAAUUAAGUAAAAUAAAUUUAAACCGACAAGUAGUUCUAGUAUUUAAUAAAAUAAACUAAAUUUUAAUCAAAAAAAUUAAACCUAAAUUCAGUGAUGGAAAAGAAUUAAUUCAUAUACAUUACAUAGCUAAAAGAAAAUACAUAAUGCAAUAAAUGUAAAAUUAAUUCAAAAAGUCUUUGUUUUAGCUUGAAAAUAAGAAAGAGUUUGAAUUCUUAUUUAAAAACACGAUGUAUAUUAUUAGCUCUUUUCCAUCUCUGAUCUAACUAACACAAGUUUCCAAUCACUUUUUUCCCUCAAUUUUAAGUUUUCCUUCAACUUAUAAUUUUUAUAAAAAUUGCCACAAAAAAAAGACAAACUAAAUAAAUUUAAUUCUAAUUACGCUCACUAGCAAAAAUGUUGUCCAACUCGUUUUAAGUUUCAAAUUGUAAAUUAUUUUGUUGUA
Lucilia sericata (common green bottle fly) is the source of this 3709-nucleotide messenger RNA. RefSeq names its product homeotic protein labial. The transcript is spliced from 3 exons. Lineage: Eukaryota; Metazoa; Arthropoda; Insecta; Diptera; Calliphoridae. The record is from RefSeq and is a predicted model, not a curated record. Gene Ontology annotation, biological process: regulation of transcription by RNA polymerase II. Gene Ontology annotation, cellular component: nucleus. The coding region runs from base 551 to 2419 and encodes 622 amino acids. Gene Ontology annotation, molecular function: DNA-binding transcription factor activity, RNA polymerase II-specific; RNA polymerase II cis-regulatory region sequence-specific DNA binding.